Molecule: messenger RNA, 1640 nt
Organism: Dermacentor silvarum
Lineage: Eukaryota; Metazoa; Arthropoda; Arachnida; Ixodida; Ixodidae
Exons: 6
Coding region: 603-1640 (345 amino acids)
Source: RefSeq, a predicted model, not a curated record
GGAACCGUUCGCCAUGACGAGCGCGACGGAGGACGCUCGAUCUCGCUGGCGGAGUCAGCACCGGUGGUCGGACGCAGCAGCUGCGCGGGAAGGCGCUGCGCCAUUCCAUGAGCAAGUCCAAGUGCCUUCCUGGGACUCCGAAGUGUUCUCAGGCCGCGGUCGAGCGCCUCACGUCGCCCCCGUGUGGGAAACGUGGCUAUCGAGCGACGGUCCGACUGCGGAGGAGGACACUGCAUCCUCGGGCAGCUCGGCGUCCGCCUGCCGCCACUACUCGAGGCACGACGCUGACUCCGAUUCAACGCCGUCCUUCGACACCCACACAUUCUCCGCGGAGGGCAGGGCGCCGAGCCCGGCUGGCGCGCCCUCGAACCUCCGGCUCGUGGCACUGACGGCACUGGCGGCUCUGCUCGUGUGCGCCGUGGUGGCCACAAACGCGAAGGUCAACCGCAUCGUCCUCGCUUCUCUGGACACGGAGUCGCCCGACGAAACGCGACAGGCGAAACUUGUUAACCGGAAGCCUUCGGCCACUGAGCCCGGGCUUCCAGUCAGUCUACUGCCGGGUUCGGCACACGGUGACGUCGUGCGGCCGGGCGAGCCACGAGAUGACGACGCAGGUCCCCACUGUGAUCGCUAGCGACCCGGAGCAGUCGAACGCAGAUGCCUACACUGCUGCUGGUGAAGGCACGGGCGCACCAGGCAUCACCCGCUCGAGAAUUCCGGACGCCAGUACCUUCGAUUUGGGCGACAGUGGCGACGUGGGGCGGACGGCCGAGGAAACACCGGGCCGAUCGUACCGGAGGACGAACAAGCCCGACUGCCAGGCCGUCGUGUACACGUACUGCCCGGUGGCCCGACGUGAAUUCCACUACCGGGCGUCGGUGAACGCCUGCUGGCCACCGCGCUUGACCCCGUGGUGCAGCUGUGUGCUCGCGGGUUCAACAGGUUCACCUCGCGCUGCCAACUGCGAGCACAGCUGCGUCUUUGGCUACAGGCCCAAGGACGCCUGCUUCGACACGCCGCUGUUUUCUGGCUGCGACAGGCAAGACGUGAGCGAGACCGCGUGGUACUUCGAGGGCGGCCGCUGCCACCUGUGGGGCUUCCCCGCGGGCGCCUGCCCCUCCAACGACAGCGCCGUCUUCUCGACGGCCGCCGAAGUGCGCCAGCCGCUGCGCGGGCGGCUCGCGCCACGGGUUCCCCCCGUGCGGCGUCCCGCGGCCGACGGCCUGCGGCCGGAACCAGCUGCGGUUCCCGUUCUUCGCUCACUUCUCGGUGGCCGAGGGUCGGAUGCGGUGUCUGCGCACUUCGGCCGUCCUGGACGUCGGCCACAGGUGCUUGGCCGGCGACAACCGGUUCGCCUCGCUCGCCGACUGCGCCGAGGCCUGCGCGAGGACGACGACGCGGUAGCGCCCGCUGGUUCAAGUGAUGCUCUGCUUCGCGGUCGCGCUCGCCCACGACCUCUGGCGCAAGCUGAUUGGACGGGGAAGAAAACAUACAGCAAGCAAACUGUCUCACGAACCGAGCGUUUCGGGUGCCCCGUCCCCAGGGAGACGAGCGAUUUUUCAUUGUAUUUUUUUCGUAAUUUAUUAUCGCGGCAGAACGACACGGACAUUGAAGACACGCGAGACAGCACACAGCGCUGA